ACAGGAUUUUCUCUGUUCUUCUUCCUCAUAAACUGUGCAAAAAGUAAGUGAUCUGCAAUCUUUCGGCUUCCAGAGGUGUAAAUGCAGUAUGGCAGUAGAAGUUAAUCAAUGCCUCCUGGGCUGGGAUGAGUGGAGGAGAGAAGUGCUGGAGAGGAGGGAGAGGGUGAGUCUCUUUGAGAGGGAGGUUAUAGAGAAUGGGGAGUUGGGUGAGAUAAAGGAUGAGGCACGAGCUGUUGAUCCUGAUGAAAAGUUGAGGGGGAAUGAAAAUAGCAUCCUAGGACCGUCAACUUCUAAGGAACGAAAAGAAGAGGAAGAUGAAAGUAAGAAGUUGACAAAUGAGAAAGAAGCAGCCGCAUCUCGGACAACUCAAGAAGAAGAGUUUCAAGAUCAUCACAAAAAGUUUCAAAAGAAAAAGCCUACAGAUGAUGAUGAGGAAGCAGAACAUGCAAUGGAUGAAGAAGCAGAUAGUAAUGAUGAAGAUGUGGUGAAGAUUUACUGCAAAGGCGAUUAUCACACGGACAUAUUCCGCAACUUGGCAGAGUUCAGGGACUCUUUCCUUCUCACUGAUCUUACUUUGAGCACAGAGGAUAGGGGGAGUUUCCACGUACACUCCCCUGUUCUGGCUGCUGUCAGCUCCCAUAUCCGAGAAGGUCUUAGUAGAUGUAACGUAGGUAACGAUACAGUUGAUGAAAGAAAAGAUACAAGUGUUGGAGUCCACAGGUGGUCAGUGUCUCUGGGUCCAGAGGUGGAUAAUGUUGGAUUAAAGGCAGUUGUGGAGUUUGCCUACACUGGACUCAUAUCAUGUUUGAACAACAACACUGUGCACCAGAUUAAGGCUGCGGCUCAAACAUUGGGCGCCCCCAGGGUGCUGGAUCUCUGCAAUGAGGAGGGGGAAAAGUCCACAAAAACUGGAGAGAAGAAGAAAAAGAAAAGGCUCUCAGCUGCAGAACAAAUGAUGGUCAGUCUUCAGUCCAUCAAACAGCUGUGGAUGGACAGAGUGGGCUGUGAUGUCAUUCUAGAAGCUCUCGGAGGAUCACUUCAUGUCCACAGAGUCAUCCUGGCUGUGUGCAGUGACUACUUCCGUGGGAUGUUCACCUUGGGGAUGAGGGAGUCCCAUCAGCCCUGUGUGACCCUUCCCUUCCUUUUGGCUUCAGAGCUGGAGGUUCUAAUUGACAGCUCCUACACUGGGGCUCUCCCCCUCAGCUGGAAGUAUGUCUUUGAGAUCACCAGCACUGCUCUCCAGCUCCAGUAUCAACCCGCCCUCUCCUUGUGCCUUAACUUCCUGCAUCAAGAAAUAAAUCCUCACUCCUGUCUGGAUUUGGCAUCUUUUGCUGAGGCCUACGAGAUGGUGCAGCUUCUUGAAGUCGCAGACGAUUAUUUCCUGCGUCAAUUCCAAAAGGUGGCAUGCACCUCAAAGUUCAAGGACCUGCCAGUCAAACAGCUCCUGAAGUACCUGAACAGUCGCUCACUCUGUGUUCCAUCCGAGUUUGUGUUAUUCAAAGCAGUGGUGGCAUGGAUCCAAGCAAAACCAAAAUUAAGGCUGAAGUUUGCUGAAGAACUAAUGAAAACCAUCCACUUCUCCCUGAUGACGUCCAAGGAAUUCAAAGAGGUCCAAUCUCUGAAAAUGUGGUCUGAUCACAGCCUGGCAAAGCUCUAUAAAGCAGUUUUUGAGGAUUUCUGCUCCAAUGAAAGUCAGUGCCGGACCUAUUUGCCGAAAGAGAGUCUGGUCUUGAUUGGAGGUGACCAGAACUCUGAAGACAGCCGCAGCAUCAGCAGAGAACUCUGGUUUGGGAAUUCCUUAAGGAACUAUAAGAUGGAGGAAAGGGACAUGGAGUGGAGAAAGUUAGGAGAGAUGCCAGAGCCAGAGAGGUUCUGUCAUGAGGUAGCUGUCCUCAAAGGACAACUAUACGUGUUUGGAGGCAAGAAGUAUUAUGGCAUUAGCGACAGCGUGAAUUCUGUUUACAGGUAUGACCCCUUUCAAAACAACUGGGAGAGCCUGGCUGAAAUGCAACAAAAGAGAUGCUCUUUCUCUGUGGUUGUGCUGGACGGAAAGAUAUAUGCCAUUGGCGGACAUUGUGCCGAUGAAUAUAUAGAGAGUGUGGAACGCUUCUGCCCCACUGGAAACUCUUGGAACUUCAUGUGGCCCUUGGAUCUGCCUCUGGGGGGCCAUGUAGCAAAUGUUUCACAAGGGCGGAUCUUUGUCUCAGGAGGGUUGAGCAGCCACCACCAAUUUCUUUCAUCCAUGUUUCUUUACCACCCAGAGACAGGAAGCACUUAUUUGGCAAACAUGGCCAAACCUCGAGCAUGUCACUGCAUGGUGACCCUGGGUGAAUGUCUUUAUGUAGCGGGUGGAUUCACUGCAGCUGAUGACAUGAGUUUUGUUGACCAGCUAGCCUGUGAAGUGUACAAUCCAGUGGCUGACUCCUGGACUGCCUUCACACCUCUGCCAGUGCCACAUAUAGGAGCAGGAGGUGCUGUUUUGGAGGGGAAGUUUUAUGUGCUGGGUGGAUACAGCCAGGAGAACUACCGUGACACUAAGAUGGUCCAUUGUUAUGAUCCCACCACACAGAGCUGGCAGAACAUGGGCAAGAUGCCUGGGCCGAACAAUGACAUACGAGCAACUGUGCUGUAUUUGCCACCACAAUUCCGAUUGUAAGACAUGGUGACAUACAUGUAUGUCAUUAGUGUAUUGUUGUUUUAUAGUUUGAUACUAAAUGUUAGGUUACCUAUUGCAUGUUAAUAACAGUGAUAUUUUUGUAAUUUAGAAAACAUUCUUCUACGAUGUAAGGAUGUUUAAAAUGUAUCUCACCACAGUUUGAUAUUUUGAUCAAGGUAAAUUUAUCUUACACAGUACCUCAAUGAAACCUAGAGGCAUGCAAA
Sander lucioperca (pikeperch) is the source of this 2880-nucleotide messenger RNA. Its product is annotated as kelch-like protein 33. The record is from RefSeq and is a predicted model, not a curated record. Gene Ontology annotation, molecular function: protein binding. The transcript has 5 exons. Bases 89 to 2656 code for a protein of 855 amino acids. Lineage: Eukaryota; Metazoa; Chordata; Actinopteri; Perciformes; Percidae.